AUGUCAGUUUUAAUAUCUCAGAGUGUAAUAAAUUAUGUAGAAGAAGAAAACAUCCCUGCGCUGAAAGCUCUUCUUGAAAAAUGCAAAGAUGUAGAUGAGAGGAAUGAGUGUGGCCAGACGCCAUUGAUGAUAGCUGCUGAACAAGGCAACCUGGAAAUAGUGAAAGAAUUAAUUAGGAAUGGAGCUAAUUGUAAUCUGGAAGAUUUGGAUAACUGGACAGCACUUAUAUCAGCAUCAAAGGAAGGGCAUGUGCAUAUUGUGGAAGAACUACUCAGAAGUGGGGUUAAUUUGGAGCACCGAGAUAUGGGAGGCUGGACAGCCCUCAUGUGGGCAUGCUAUAAAGGCCGCACCGAUGUCGUAGAGUUGCUUCUUUCUCAUGGUGCCAAUCCAAGUGUCACUGGUCUGUAUAGUGUUUACCCAAUCAUUUGGGCAGCAGGAAGAGGCCAUGCUGAUAUAGUGUAUCUUUUACUGCAAAAUGGUGCUAAAGUCAACUGCUCUGAUAAGUAUGGAACCACUCCUUUGGUUUGGGCUGCAAGAAAGGGUCAUUUAGAAUGUGUGAAACAUUUAUUGACCAUGGGAGCUGAUGUUGAUCAAGAAGGAGCUAAUUCGAUGACUGCACUUAUUGUAGCAGUAAAAGGAGGCUACACACAAUCAGUGAAAGAAAUUUUGAAGAGGAAUCCAAAUGUAAAUUUAACGGAUAAGGAUGGAAAUACAGCUUUGAUGAUUGCAUCUAAGGAGGGGCACACAGAGAUUGUACAGGAUCUGCUUGAUGCUGGAACAUAUGUGAACAUCCCUGAUAGGAGUGGAGAUACUGUGUUGAUUGGUGCUGUCAGAGGAGGUCAUGUUGAAAUUGUUCGAGCGCUUCUACAAAAAUAUGCUGAUAUAGACAUUAGAGGACAGGACAAUAAAACUGCUUUGUAUUGGGCUGUUGAGAAAGGAAAUGCAACAAUGGUGAGAGAUAUUUUACAGUGCAAUCCGGAUACUGAAAUAUGCACAAAGGAUGGUGAAACACCACUUAUAAAAGCUACCAAGAUGAGAAAUAUUGAAGUAGUAGAGCUGCUGCUUGAUAAAGGAGCUAAAGUAUCUGCUGUAGAUAAGAAAGGAGACACUCCUUUGCAUAUUGCUAUUCGUGGGAGGAGUCGGAAACUGGCAGAACUACUUUUAAGAAAUCCAAAAGAUGGGCGCUUACUUUACAGACCAAACAAAGCAGGCGAGACCCCUUACAAUAUUGACUGUAGCCAUCAGAAAAGUAUUUUAACUCAAAUAUUUGGAGCCCGACACUUAUCUCCUACUGAAACAGAUGGUGACAUGCUUGGUUAUGAUUUAUAUAGCAGUGCGCUGGCAGAUAUUCUCAGUGAACCUACCAUGCAGCCACCCAUUUGUGUGGGCUUAUAUGCACAAUGGGGAAGUGGGAAAUCUUUCUUACUCAAGAAACUAGAAGAUGAAAUGAAGACUUUUGCAGGACAACAGAUUGAACCUCUUUUCCAAUUUUCAUGGCUUAUAGUAUUUCUUACCCUGCUACUCUGUGGAGGGUUUGGUUUAUUGUUUGCUUUUACUGUCGACACAAAUCUUGGAAUAGCAGUGUCAUUGAGCCUGUUGGCUAUCUUAUAUAUAUUCUUUAUUGUGAUUUAUUUUGGUGGACGAAGGGAGGGAGAGAGUUGGAACUGGGCAUGGGUCCUCAGUACUAGAUUGGCAAGACAUCUUGGAUACUUGGAACUCCUCCUCAAGCUGAUGUUUGUGAACCCACCGGAACUGCCUGAACAGACUACUAAGGCUUUACCUGUGAGGUUUUUGUUUACAGAUUACAAUCGGCUGUCCAGUGUAGGUGGAGAAACAUCAAUGGCUGAAAUGAUUGCUACCCUCUCUGAUGCCUGUGAAAGAGAGUUCGGCUUUUUGGCAACAAGGCUUUUUCGAGUAUUCAAGACUGAAGAUACACAAGGUAAAAAGAAAUGGAAGAAAACAUGUUGUCUCCCAUCAUUUGUCAUCUUCGUUUUUCUCUUUGUCUGCAUUAUUGCUGGGAUUACUCUUCUGGCUAUAUUCAGAGUUGACUCAAAGCAUCUGACAGUGAAUGCGGUUCUGAUAGCUAUAGCAUCUGUAGUAGGGUUGGCUUUUGUGUUGAACUGCCGUACUUGGUGGCAAGUGCUGGACUCGCUCCUCAAUUCUCAAAGAAAGCGCCUUCAUAAUGCAGCCUCCAAACUGCACAAACUAAAAAGUGAAGGAUUCAUGAAGGUUCUUAAAUGUGAAGUGGAAUUGAUGGCCAGAAUGGCAAAAACCAUUGACAGUUUCACUCAGAAUCAAACAAGACUCGUAGUUAUCAUUGAUGGAUUAGAUGCCUGUGAACAGGACAAAGUACUUCAGAUGCUAGACACUGUCCGAGUUUUAUUUUCAAAAGGACCAUUCAUUGCUAUUUUUGCAAGUGAUCCACAUAUUAUUAUAAAAGCAAUUAACCAGAACCUUAAUAGUGUGCUUCGUGAUUCAAAUAUAAAUGGACAUGACUAUAUGCGCAACAUAGUUCAUUUGCCUGUUUUUCUUAAUUGUCGUGGACUAAGCAAUGCAAGAAAAUUCCUUGUAACUUCUACAACAAAUGGGGACAUUCCGUGUUCAGAUACUACAGGGAUGCAGGAAGAUGCUGAUAGAAGAGUUUCACAAAACAGUCUUGGGGAGAUGACAAAGCUUGGUAGCAAGACAGCCCUCAAUAGACGGGAUACUUAUCGAAGAAGACAGAUACAGCGGACAAUUACUCGGCAGAUGUCCUUUGACCUUACAAAACUGUUGGUUACUGAGGACUGGUUCAGUGACAUAAGUCCUCAGACCAUGAGAAGAUUACUUAAUAUUGUUUCUGUGACAGGACGCUUACUGAGAGCCAAUCAGAUUAGCUUCAACUGGGAUAGGCUUGCUAGCUGGAUCAACCUUACAGAACAGUGGCCUUACCGAACUUCAUGGCUCAUACUGUAUUUGGAAGAGACUGAAGGUGUUCCGGAUCUAAUGACAUUAAAAACCAUUUAUGAAAGAAUAUCAAAGAAUAUUCCAACAACUAAAGAUGUUGAACCACUUCUUGAAAUCGAUGGAGAUAUAAGAAAUUUUGAAGUAUUUUUGUCUUCAAGAACCCCAGUUCUUGUGGCUCGGGAUGUUAAAACCUUUCUGCCUUGUACUGUAAACCUAGACCCUAAACUACGGGAAAUUAUUGCAGAUGUUCGUGCUGCAAGAGACCAGAUUAAUAUUGGUGGACUUGCAUAUCCUCCACUACCUUUGCAUGAAGCUCCUCCAAGACCACCAUCAGGUUAUAGCCAGCCUCCAUCUGUUUGUUCUUCUUCCACUUCUUUUAAUGGACCAUUUGGGGGUGGAGUUGUGUCUCCACAGCCUCAUAGUAGCUAUUAUAGUGGUAUGACAGGACCUCAGCAUCCAUUCUAUAACAGGCCAUUCUUUGCCCCAUACCUUUACACGCCAAGGUAUUACCCUGGCAGUUCCCAACAUCUCAUCUCACGUCCAUCAGUAAAAACGAAUUUGCCCAGAGAUCAGAACAAUGGCCUAGAAGUUAUCAAGGAGGAUGCUGCCGAGGGGCUUUCUUCCCCCACAGACCCCUCGCGGGGGUCAGGCCAACCCUCUGGACCCAUUGUGUCGCUGAAUUCAAUGAAUGUGGAUGCUGUUUGUGAGAAACUCAGACACAUAGAGGGACUGGACCAGAGUAUGCUGCCUCAGUAUUGUGCAACCAUCAAAAAGGCAAACAUAAACGGCCGUGUGUUAGCUCAGUGUAACAUUGACGAACUGAAGAAAGAGAUGAAUAUGAAUUUUGGAGACUGGCACCUUUUCAGAAGCACAAUCCAAGAAAUGAGAAAUGCUGAAAACCAGGUUGUCCCCGAAGACCCACGUUUACUUAAUGAAAACAACAGUGGCCCCGUUCCCCAUGGCGAAGCUGCUCGGCGCUCUUCACACAACGAAUUGCCUCACACUGAACUUUCCAGUCAAACCCCCUACACAUUAAACUUCAGCUUUGAAGAACUGAAUACACUUGGCCUAGAUGAAGGUGCCCCACGUCACAGCAAUUUAAGUUGGCAGUCACAAACCCGCAGAACCCCAAGUCUUUCAAGUCUCAAUUCCCAGGAUUCCAGUAUUGAAAUUUCAAAGCUUACUGAUAAGGUGCAGGCUGAGUAUAGAGAUGCCUAUAGAGAAUAUAUUGCUCAGAUGUCCCAGUUAGAAGGGGGUACAGGUUCUACAACCAUUAGUGGCAGGUCUUCUCCACACAGUACAUAUUAUAUGGGUCAAAGCUCAUCGGGGGGCUCCAUUCAUUCUAAUCUGGAACAAGAAAAAGGGAAAGAUAGUGAACCAAAGCAAGAUGAUGGAAGGAAAGCGUUUUUAAUGAAGAGAGGAGAUGUUAUAGAUUAUUCCUCAUCAGGUGUUUCCACUAACGAUGCUUCACCCCUGGACCCUAUCACUGAAGAAGAUGAAAAGUCUGACCAGUCAGGCAGUAAACUGCUUCCCAGCAAGAAAUCUUCAGAAAGGUCCAGCCUCUUCCAGACGGACUUGAAGCUUAAGGGAGGCGGACUGCGCUAUCAGAAACUGCCAAGUGACGAAGAUGAAUCUGGGACAGAAGAAUCUGAUAAUACCCCACUGCUCAAAGAUGACAAAGAGAAAAAAGCUGAAGGAAAAGCAGAAAGAGUAUCAAAAUCUCCAGAACACAGUGCUGAGCCUAUUAGAACCUUCAUCAAAGCAAAAGAAUAUUUAUCAGAUGCACUCCUUGACAAAAAGGAUUCCUCUGAUUCGGGAGUGAGGUCCAGUGAAAGUUCACCCAAUCACUCUCUUCACAAUGAAGCUGCUGAUGAUUCCCAGCUUGAAAAAGCAAAUCUCAUCGAGCUUGAAGAUGAUCACCACAGUGGAAAACGUGGAAUUCCACACAGCUUGAGUGGUCUGCAAGAUCCAAUCAUAGCUCGGAUGUCCAUUUGUUCAGAAGACAAGAAAAGCCCUUCUGAAUGUAGCUUGAUAGCCAGCAGCCCUGAGGAAAACUGGCCAACCUGCCAAAAAGCCUUCAAUCUCAACCGAACCCCUAGUACCAUGACUCUGAACAAUAACAGUGCUCCAGCUAAUAGACCCAACCAAAAUUUUGAUGAAAUGGAAGGAAUUAGGGAUACGUCCCAAGUCAUUUUGAGGUCUAGUUCUACUUCCAAUCCAACCACCAUUCAGAAUGAAAAUCUAAAAAGCAUGACACAUAAACGAAGCCAACGCUCAAGUUACACUAGGCUCUCCAAAGAUUCUGCAGAGCUUCAUGCAGUAGCCUCUUCUGAUAGUACAGGUUUUGGAGAGGAAAGAGAAAGCAUUCUGUAA
Messenger RNA from Elephantulus edwardii (Cape elephant shrew), 5319 nucleotides. It is a transcript of the gene KIDINS220, whose product is annotated as kinase D-interacting substrate, 220kDa. Gene Ontology annotation, molecular function: protein binding. NCBI's taxonomy places the organism in Eukaryota, Metazoa, Chordata, Mammalia, Macroscelidea, Macroscelididae. The record is from RefSeq and is a predicted model, not a curated record. The coding region runs from base 1 to 5319 and encodes 1772 amino acids. The transcript has 29 exons.